This is a messenger RNA of Trichophyton verrucosum HKI 0517, 174 nucleotides long. RefSeq lists its product as uncharacterized. The transcript has a single exon. The record is from RefSeq and is a predicted model, not a curated record. Lineage: Eukaryota; Fungi; Ascomycota; Eurotiomycetes; Onygenales; Arthrodermataceae. The annotation marks the transcript as partial.
UACUUACUUACAGUACUGACUGACUUCGUUACUUACCCACGGCCUGGCUCCACCGAGAAGACGAAGAAAUACGAAACUUCCGGGAAGAAAAGAGAAGACGGAGAGAAGCAGGAGAGAAGAAGCCAGAAGAAGAGCAAAAGGAAGACGGUACCCCAGCAUGCAGCCGGCGCAUAA